Molecule: messenger RNA, 933 nt
Organism: Contarinia nasturtii (swede midge)
Lineage: Eukaryota; Metazoa; Arthropoda; Insecta; Diptera; Cecidomyiidae
Gene: ND-30
Product: NADH dehydrogenase [ubiquinone] iron-sulfur protein 3, mitochondrial
Exons: 5
Coding region: 77-865 (262 amino acids)
Molecular function (GO): NADH dehydrogenase (ubiquinone) activity
Source: RefSeq, a predicted model, not a curated record
AACAUAUUUUCUUUCAAUCUGUCAAAUUUCAUACAAAAUAGAAUUUAGAAAAGUUUAGCUACAACACUUGCUUCCGAUGGCAUCGUUUCUUCGAACACUAUCCACCAAUUUACGCAGUGGAUUACCAUUAGCAAAUGUUGCCAGUCGAAUCAAUUCGAUCACAGUGCGGUCACUGUCAUCGGAAGUAACAAAAGCUGAAGACAAGAGACCAUCGGUCCGCAAACCAGAUGAAGCAGCGCGUGUUAAUUUGACAGAUUUUGGAAAAUAUGUAGCCGAAUGUUUACCAAAGUAUGUACAAAAGGUUCAAUUGACGGCCGGUGAUGAAUUGGAAGUUUUAGUAGCUCCGGAAGGUAUUAUUCCAACGCUACAAUUCUUGAAAGAUCAUCACAGCGCUCAGUUUGCCAGUUUGGCUGACAUUGCUGGCAUGGAUGUACCGAGCCGAAAAUAUCGAUUUGAAAUUGUGUAUAACCUGCUAUCACUACGUUACAAUUCUCGAAUUCGUGUCAAAACAUACACAGACGAAUUGACACCACUUGAAUCAGCUUGUGAAGUUUUCCAAGCGGCCAAUUGGUACGAACGAGAAAUUUGGGAUAUGUAUGGUGUAUUUUUCGCAAAUCAUCCUGAUUUGCGUCGUAUUUUAACUGAUUAUGGAUUCGAAGGACAUCCACAACGCCGAGACUUCCCGUUGUCGGGUUACGUAGAGGUACGCUAUGAUGAUGAAAAACAACGUGUAGUAUGUGAACCAUUGGAGUUGGCCCAGGAAUUCCGUAAAUUUGAUUUGUCAGCACCAUGGGAACAAUUCCCCAAUUUUAGAAAUGCGAAUCCAGCGUCGGAAGAAAUUUCCACAAAACAAAUCGAAAAAUAAAACCGCUGAAAAAUUUAUGUAAAAAAAUGUUCAUUAUACGAAAUAAAGAAGAAAGAAAGAAAAAAAAG